Molecule: messenger RNA, 3646 nt
Organism: Crotalus tigris (Tiger rattlesnake)
Lineage: Eukaryota; Metazoa; Chordata; Lepidosauria; Squamata; Viperidae
Gene: TM9SF3
Product: transmembrane 9 superfamily member 3
Exons: 15
Coding region: 81-1826 (581 amino acids)
Biological process (GO): protein localization to membrane
Cellular component (GO): membrane
Source: RefSeq, a predicted model, not a curated record
CGUGGCUCUUGGAUGACGUGGCGGGCACGGCGGAAGCGGCGGCUCCUUUCCUCGGUGACGGCGGCGGCGACGACCACGGGAUGGCGCCGGCCGGGUUCCUGUGGUGCGUGGCGGCCUUGUUGGUUUCGCAGGGCCGGGCCGACGAGCAUGACCACACGUACCAAGAUAAAGAAGAAGUUGUUUUAUGGAUGAAUACCGUAGGGCCAUAUCACAAUCGCCAGGAAACAUACAAAUACUUCUCCCUCCCUUUUUGUGGCGGAUCUAAAAAAAGCAUUGAUCACUACCAUGAAACUCUUGGGGAAGCACUUCAAGGAGUUGAACUGGAGUUCAGCGGUUUGGAUAUUAAAUUUAAAGAUGAUGUCAUGCAGACCACCUACUGUGAUAUAGAUUUAGAUAAACAAACAAGAGAUGCAUUUGUUUAUGCUAUCAAAAAUCACUAUUGGUAUCAGAUGUACAUUGAUGAUUUGCCAAUAUGGGGUAUUGUUGGUGAAGCAGAUGAAAAUGGUGAAGAUUUUUAUCUCUGGACAUAUAAAAAGCUGGAAAUAGGUUAUAAUGGAAAUAGAAUUGUGGAUGUGAAUCUGACAAGUGAAGGGAAAGUUAAAUUGGUACCCAACACUAAAAUCCAGAUGUCUUACUCUGUGAAAUGGAAAAAGUCAGAUGUGAAGUUUGAAGAUAGAUUUGACAAAUAUCUUGACCCAUCUUUCUUUCAACACAGGAUUCAUUGGUUUUCAAUCUUCAAUUCCUUUAUGAUGGUUAUUUUCCUGGUGGGCUUGGUUUCUAUGAUUUUAAUGAGGACCCUGAGGAAAGAUUAUGCACGAUAUAGUAAAGAAGAAGAAAUGGAUGAUAUGGAUAGAGAUCUAGGAGAUGAAUACGGUUGGAAACAAGUUCACGGAGAUGUUUUCAGGCCAUCUAGUCAUCCUUUAAUAUUCUCAUCCCUUAUUGGUUCUGGCUGCCAAAUCUUUGCGGUUUCUUUCAUAGUAAUCAUUGUUGCCAUGCUGGAAGAUUUAUAUACAGAGAGAGGAUCAAUGUUAAGUACUGCUAUUUUUGUUUAUGCGGCAACGUCACCAGUGAAUGGUUACUUUGGAGGAAGCCUUUACGCCAAGCAAGGAGGAAGAAGAUGGAUAAAGCAAAUGUUCAUUGGAGCAUUCCUUAUUCCUGCAAUGGUGUGUGGCACAGCCUUCUUCAUUAAUUUUAUUGCCAUUUAUUAUCAUGCAUCAAGAGCUAUUCCUUUUGGGACAAUGGUAGCUGUUUGUUGCAUCUGCUUUUUUGUUAUUCUUCCUUUAAAUCUUGUUGGAACAAUACUUGGACGAAAUCUUUCUGGUCAGCCCAAUUUUCCUUGCCGAGUAAAUGCUGUUCCUCGUCCAAUCCCAGAGAAAAAAUGGUUUAUGGAACCAGCUGUUAUUGUUUGCCUUGGUGGCAUUCUCCCCUUCGGAUCAAUUUUCAUUGAAAUGUAUUUUAUCUUCACCUCCUUCUGGGCUUACAAAAUCUAUUACGUCUAUGGCUUCAUGAUGUUAGUUUUGGUCAUCCUUUGCAUUGUAACUGUUUGUGUGACAAUUGUGUGUACAUACUUUUUACUGAAUGCAGAGGACUAUAGGUGGCAAUGGACGAGUUUUCUCUCUGCUGCUUCAACUGCAAUCUAUGUUUAUAUGUAUUCCUUUUAUUACUACUUUUUCAAGACAAAGAUGUAUGGUUUGUUUCAGACAUCAUUUUACUUCGGUUAUAUGGCAGUAUUUAGCACAGCCCUAGGAAUAAUGUGUGGAGCAAUUGGCUAUAUGGGAACAAGUGCCUUUGUUCGAAAAAUCUACACGAAUGUGAAAAUUGACUAAAAGAACUGAAAACUGGAAUGGUUAACCUUUUAGGGUGUGGGGUGGGAAAAGAGUAUAUAACUUGCACACCAAAAAAAAGCGCAGGAAAUAUUGUGUGCGUGGCACUGGGUACUCUGUGGGUCUCUUCUCUUGUGGAUCAUUUAAAGCAACAUCCGUUUUCAUUGAUCCUAGGUUCUUACUGACUUUCUCCAAAUGUUCUCGGCAAAUGUGUGGAUUAUAUUCAGUAGGCUUUUCCACAGUACAUGUUUAUCUUCCCAAAAUUAGCUCAUAAAGAUGAAUAGACUAGCUCUCUUCAAUGAAGAGGACAAACUGUAUUUAACUAUUUGUUCCAUUCAGUUCUAAAGAAAGUGAAACAGAUGGCUCUUAGAGGUUUCUAGUAAGUUAUUGGUACAAAAAAAAAAAUCGUUCUGGAAAGAUUCCUUCCCUUCAGCUUUGGUGUUAUUUGACAGGGCAAAGAAAUAUGGGUGCUACCUGAAUAAUUUGCAAUGUUACCUAUUAUAAAAUACACAUGCAUUUGUUUUUGUUUUUGUUUUUUUAAAAAAGUCAAAUAUUUGCAUGCAUUCUCAGUUUAAUAGGACCAAGUUUCCACUUGUUCAUUACAAAAAGUACGCUGAACUAUACCGGAGACCCAUCCAAAGAAACUGAACUAAUAAUAAAAAUGGAGUUUUCUGCACUGCGGUUUUUAUAUGUCAGGAAGCAAAUAUACGAAGAUGAAGCGUUCAACACACGGAGGUCUAGAUUUAAAAACAAAAAAUUGAAUGUCUACACUGAUCUUUCUUUCUUUCUUUCUUUCUUUCUUUCUUUCUUUCUUUCUUUCUUUCUUUCUUUCUUUCUUUCUUUCUUUCUUUCUUUCUUUCUUUCUUCCUUCCUUCCUUCCUUCCUUUCUUUCUUUCUUUCUUUCUUUUUUUCUACCAACCCACCCCCAGUUAGGAAUGUUUACUUGAUGAUUUAAAAGGGGUAACGAGUGUAUGAAACAUUAAAUGAUGUAACUUAGAUGUAGCUCCCAAAUGUAUUUGGAUGUACAGAUUUACUAAACAAUACUUUUUUUCUGAUGAUUCAGUGUAUAAAUAUGUGAAUUUAGGUGGCUUUUAUAACAUCUUGCCUGCUCUUGCAUGAAAUGUUGGGGAUUUCCUUGCAGUACGUGUUUCAUGUUUUCUGUUCACUUGAGCUCUUUCAAAAGCAAACACUUGUAAUCUAUAACAGUUUGAUUUUGUUUAGUUCUCUCUGGACACUUUCAGAAUAUCUAAAGCAAUAUUGCUUUAAGUGUUCAGAAAGUUUCAAAUAAACUUUUCAGACAAACGUUCUGAUGGUGACAAAUAGGUAUAUUUUAAAUUAAAAGAUGAUUAAUUCAUCAGUCCUUGGAAAAACAGUUCUGAAAAAGUUCAUAUAUAUUCUUCAGAUUCAGGUUGCAUUGGGCUAUUCCCUAAUGUGCUUUAUUCAUCUAAAAAGAAUUUGCCUGGCCAUGGAGAAGACGUUUUCCGUAAGUAUGCAGAUAUUGUAAAUGAAAAGCAAGAACCAACGAAGUAAAGUUAAUAUUUUUCCCAAGUUCCUGAAAAUUAAGCUGCAAUAAGGAUUUAGAAAUCCUUGUUUUUAAAGGAAGUUUGAGGUAAACAUUUAGUAUGCAUCUUCAAGGCAAAGUUUGAAGCUAAAUAAUGCAGAUUAUUUCAAGAAACAACUUAUUGUGAGAGGCAUUUGUUAAUCCUAAUUGGGUGUGUGUGCGGGUGGUAUUAAGCUAUUUUCCUGAGAUGAGUUCACGUGAAGACUUUUCACAUUGGAAAAUAAAUGUGCAAGAGAAAUAAAUACAAUUUGCAGUAAAUGAA